Messenger RNA from Ctenopharyngodon idella (grass carp), 1691 nucleotides. RefSeq names its product transmembrane protein 169a (gene tmem169a). The transcript is spliced from 3 exons. The record is from RefSeq and is a predicted model, not a curated record. Bases 296 to 1168 code for a protein of 290 amino acids. NCBI's taxonomy places the organism in Eukaryota, Metazoa, Chordata, Actinopteri, Cypriniformes, Xenocyprididae.
GCGCUGCGCGCACGCCGCUGAUUGGCUAAACAAUGGCAUUAUCGACGUGAGGGGGGGAUGCGUUGUCCUCGGUUGGUGUGGCACUGUCCGAAAAAAAUAAACCAAGACCCACCACAGUUACACGUGGUGAGCACUUGGGAAUGAUAAACUGAACACAUUAAGCAAGCGACCUGUGCAUGCAUUUGUUUGGGAAUUUAUUCAAGAAGGCAGGAUCUUAAAAGGGUGAUUGACACACCAAGCAGGUGUGUCCAGCUGCACACUGACAUCAUACAGGAAUCUUGCUGAGUCCAUAGUCAUGAGUGAAGGAGCAUCUGGAGACAUCACUGGCUUGGAGCUGGAGGGAGUGAUUGGGACAGAGGAGACCCCAGUGAAUACGCUUCAGAGAUCAGCAGGGGAAGAGGGAACCAGCACUAGGAGGAAGAAGAGGAAGAAAAAGAAAGAGAUCAUCUACCGCUCUGACCUGGAGGAUGAUGAUGCUGGGGAGGGGACCUCUGCGAAUGUGGAUGGAACCUUUAGUCCUCCACAUGACGAAGAAGAAGAGGAUAUCCCUCCUGACAGCCGUUUCGUGACCCUGACUGGCACCAUCACGCGAGGAAAGCGGAAAGGCCAAAUGGUGGACAUCUAUAUGACCCUUACCGACAAAGAGCUGAGAGACAUGGCGCGCUCCAAAGAGCGUCUAGAUGCGGAAUGCGACGGGGUCGCGGAAGCCAAGCAAAAACCCUGUGCGCUGGGGGUCAGCCAGGGCCCUCAUGUUCUUCUCUGGAGCCUUUCCUGCUCCCCGUUCAUUUUCCUUCUCUCGUUCAUCACGUCGUUUUACUACGGAACGCUCACCUGGUACAACGUCUUCCUGGUUUACAAUGAGGAGCGCAGUUUUCUGCACAAGAUCACGGUGUGUCCCUUGCUCAUUCUGUUAUAUCCUGUUCUGAUCAUGGCGUUGUGUGUUUGUAUGGGGGUGUACGUCGCCGUGACCCAGCUCUCCUGGGUGUUUGGAGAAUGGUGGCUGGCGGUGAGGGACCUGGAGAAGGGCUUCUGUGGGUGGAUGUGUGGGAAGCUGGGGUUGGAGGACUGUGCCCCGUACAAUGUGGUUGAGCUUCUGGACUCUGACACACUCUCCGGGACCCUCCAGGGGAAGAGGAUGGAUGAUGUUGAACACACUUCUACUUUGUGAACUCAAAAACAUGGAAUAACGUUCUGGGUUUAGGUGUUUCAACAGCAUCUGUAGCAUGCUGCCGAUUUCCACAAAGAUUAUUUUGACCUGUCGAUCAGAAAAAGCAAACUGAAGAAUGAGUCAAAAUGAGUUUCGAUAGCAUAACUUGUUUUCAAUCCUGAGCAUUCAUUUUGGGAUGAUCUUUAAGACAAGUCUUCAUUUUGCACAGUUUUAUUGAUUUGUACAUGUUGCUAGGGAAUUGUCUAUGAUUUAUUCAUAUACUGUAAAAUUUUACAAAAUCAAUUAAAUACAGGGCCUAGUUACUCUAAGAAUUCAGCACAUUAUCUUUCCAUAUCAAAUGUAAGGAAUAAUGGAUUUUGAGGUUUUAAUGCUAUACAAAUUAAUGCCAAAAACAAAUUUUGUUGAUGCAGAACAUAAAUCAAACUAUAUUUAAAGGGUUAGUUCACCCAAAAAUGAAAAUUAUGUCAUUUAUUACUCACCCUCAUGUUGUUCCACACCCGUAAGACCUUCGUUCAUCUUCGGA